Molecule: messenger RNA, 2167 nt
Organism: Danio rerio (zebrafish)
Lineage: Eukaryota; Metazoa; Chordata; Actinopteri; Cypriniformes; Danionidae
Source: RefSeq, a predicted model, not a curated record
GUAAUAUAGUGCUGCAGGCUCAAACGGUGGAUGGAAAGGAUCAGGCGUUUACAGCACACACCGCUUUACCCCUCCAAACCUGGAUCCGUCUGGAUCUCUUUUUUCAGCGGUCAAAGGCAAAUAUUACAAUCAGAAAGGAAGGAAACACUGUGGAGAACACUUAUUUAUUUGAUUUUCAUCGCCCAGUUCAGUUCAACGACACAUCAGGAUAUUUUGUGUUUGGUGGAUGCCGAUACACGCCAGGCUUUCAUGGCUAUUUUGGACCCAUCAGAUAUUAUCGUUUAGGCUCAGAAAAGGUGAGAAACCCUCUGUCCCCUGCUAGAACUCUACAGGAGCUGGACAGAGUCCACAGACAGUGUGAGGAAAUGAAGCAGGUCACUGAGCAGUAUCUGCAGGCAUUGAGACACAACCGAGACUCCUCUAGAGGUCAGCUCACUUCAAACAAUGAUGUUUGUGUGUCUCAUUAUGAAGACCUUAGGAGGAUGUUUGGAAGUAGGAACUGCCCACAAACUUGGUCGUGGGACCAGCAAAGAAGAUUCAACAUCACUUUAAGGCUUCUAGAGGAGCACCAGGACUACUUAACAGGUCUGGACUCCAGUGGCAAACCUUUGCAAAAUCUAAGCCAGAUGAUUUUUCAUGAUGCAGUAAAGACAAUCUCUAAAGCAGGGCAGUCUGAUGUUGGCCUCAAGUCCACUGCGAUUGUGCAUCUCCAGGUGUCCUCUUGCUGGGGUCACCAGCCCUCCUCUCUCCUGCUGGCCACCCUGCACCUGUCUGGCCUGGGUGUCCCUGUGGAGCUGGAGCAGGGUCAUGUGUAUAGUUUGAUAGGCGGCGUAUCUGAUGACCGACUCGCUCUCAUGCAUUUGGGAUACAAGCACAUGCAAGGUCUGGAUGGGUUCCCCAAAGACCAGAACACAGCAAACGGAUACUACGCCAACAUCGGCAGACAGACCAGCAUCGACCGCGAUAAAGUACAGGACUCUGCGCAAACUCUCGCUGAACAUGUGCAUUUGAGCAAUCACUUUGAGCUCCACAGUCAGACGGGGGAUUCGGGAGACAUUGUGCAGUAUCUGAAAUACCAGGCCGAGAGAGGAGAUCUGGAGUCUCAGAAAUCUCUGGCGCGGAUGCUCCUGUGGGGCAGCAACGGUGUGGAUAAAGACCUGCAGACGGGAGCCAUGUGGUGUGCCCGGAGCGCCCUGCAGAUGCUCGACCCCUCCGCCAUGUAUGACUACGCAAUUCUGCUGCUAAAGGGCACCGGAGUGAAGAAGAACCGAACGCUUGGCCUGGAGCUUUUAGAGCAAGCCGCUGACAUGGGAUGAGGCGUUGCUGAAGUAUGCCAUGCUAGCAGAAACUGGUCUUGGUGUGGCACAGCACAAUGCUGCCCAUCUGUGUGAGCUAUUAGGCCACAGUUCUGCCUGUCAGUGGAGGUAUCACAACUACUCCACCUACAACCACAUCCCUCAGGAAGCAGGUUUGCUGCAGAUGGGAGAUUAUUACAGUAAACAGGCUGAUAUGCUGAAGGCCAUUGACAUGUACAGUACAGCAGCAUUACAUGGCAGUCCUCAGGGUCUCUUUAACCUGGUCUUGUUAAUUGAGGAGGGUUAUGAAGUUCCUGACACCAUUCUGGAUCAGAUGGGAAUCUCUUCAGCAGAUGGGAACCGCAGCGAUGUUGUGGGGCGUCUGCUACACAGAUGCAGGGAGUUUGAGGAGGGCGAUGUGACGGCGUGUUCUCUUCUGCUGUGGUGGAUCCAGCUGAGUGGAGCGUGGACGGACUUCACACGCAGCUCUGUUCAGAUGACGCUGAUCUGCGGGAUUUCAGCCACUCUCCUCAUCUUCAUGUUUACUCUGCUGUUACGAACUCUUUAUGCAUGUUACUCUGCGGCCACACAGUCCACCAGCCGGUCAUCAGAGAGAGCUGGAGCAGCAGCAUUUAACGAGCAGGACAUCACUCCAGCGCAGAGCAGCUCAGUUCAGCAGCCUGCAGACCUUCACACAUCUGAGAUACUGAUCACGGUGACGGGAGUGUGUGCGUGUGUGGUCUUUACACUCUUCAUGUCACAUCUGCUCUGAAGCUCAGCUUAUACACACAUCAGCACACUCCUCAGGCCCCUGCAGCGCUGUAAAUCUACUGUAAGACGCUGAAUAAAAGCAUCAGUCACUUUCACAGUAA